CAUCGAAGCCUGUUUUGGUCAAUGCAAGGUUUCGCAUAAAAAUACUUUUACAUGGUAAAAAUGUAUUACUGAUAUCUUUCUUUAAGUACAAAGUAUAUUUGGAGAAGCGUAUUGUGUGUAUGUUGUUUUAUGACAGAGUCGAACCAAUUCGGCGAAAGAACUAAAGAAUGGACACGAAAAUAAAGGUACCACAGGCCGUCAAAGCUAAAGUAAUGUUAUGGACGGAUGUAAGCUACCAUGACAUGGAGGAGAUCGACAAUAUGCAGUCCAUUCCUGAUCUGGAGAGUGUUUUGUGCAGUGUGCUUGGAGUUGACCUUCCUGAACCAAAAAGAGGAGUUCUGCUGGAGUUGUAUGUCCAGACUGUGCUUUUUAGCAGAGAGUGCAGCUUCAAAAAGGAACAAACUUCUGCUCUGUUGUCCAUCAUCAAGUCCAUCCAUGAGGCUAACAUAGAAACGCCACUCAACAACAUCGAACAGUGUUUCAUAUACUGCAAGGAGCUUAUCCUCUGUCACUCAGUCAGGCGACCUCCCUUUAGUGUCGACCUCUUCAGCUCUAAGGAGGUGAACUGUAUCUUUGAGUACAUCCAUAACAGCUAUAUGAGACACUACAAACUCUACAAAUACAUCUUUACUCCACAGGUGAAACUUGAUUUGUCUUUGACGUACUCUGGGAUCCCAGACCAUGAGGAUUCUUCUGCUUCAGAAGUAGCAGAGGUUUUACCAAAGAAAGAUGGUUCUCCUGAGACACAGGAAACAUCCAUCACAGAAGAGGACACCUCAGCUGGUCCCACAUCAGAACUGAAGGCACUGAUAGAGAAAGAAGUCAAAGAGCAGAUGAUGCUUGUGUCUGGACACCUAGAUCAGCGAAUGAAAGAUAUUGCAGAUCAGCACAACAGGGCAUUAGACUCUCCACAGCUCAACCACAAGGCCAGAAAAUAAUGAAUGAAUGAAAGUUUCCUUAUACCUUUCCAUUCAAACAGCCAAUAUGAUGAUUU
This is a messenger RNA of Seriola dumerili (greater amberjack), 994 nucleotides long. It is a transcript of the gene cfap119, whose product is annotated as coiled-coil domain containing 189. The transcript is spliced from 9 exons. The record is from RefSeq and is a predicted model, not a curated record. The coding region runs from base 168 to 938 and encodes 256 amino acids. Lineage: Eukaryota; Metazoa; Chordata; Actinopteri; Carangiformes; Carangidae.